GAUAAGAAAGAGUUGAUUACCAGGUUGAGAAACGAAUAUCAAGAAAGGGUAGGUGCCAAGUUCCCAGCUGACUUUAACGAAACAAAAGAUUGGGCAAUAAAAGUAGAAGGAUACAAUAAAGAUAAUGAAUAUGAGACGCAGAAGGCAACAAAAAUAUUGUUUGACGAAUCUAUAAAAUCUGCUAGUGAUGAGGUUGAUGAUUUAACUAUGGCAUUUGGAGCUUUAAAAAUUAAUUGUGUUAAUAAAAAGCAUGAGGAAGACAUACAAGAAGUGAAAAGUGUGAUAAAGGAGUUGACAAAGGUUGUAAAAGACCUUACCAACAAAACAGAUACUUCACGUCACAAUGAGCAGAAUGCUAGAUUAUGA
Messenger RNA from Dentiscutata heterogama, 366 nucleotides. The record is from the annotation of a GenBank genome assembly. Lineage: Eukaryota; Fungi; Glomeromycota; Glomeromycetes; Diversisporales; Gigasporaceae.